Patella vulgata (common limpet) is the source of this 1574-nucleotide messenger RNA. RefSeq names its product scavenger receptor cysteine-rich domain superfamily protein-like. The record is from RefSeq and is a predicted model, not a curated record. The transcript is spliced from 11 exons. Gene Ontology annotation, cellular component: membrane. The annotation marks the transcript as partial. Lineage: Eukaryota; Metazoa; Mollusca; Gastropoda; Patellidae.
CAAAACGAAUUAACUGAUUAGAAUUGAAGAUGUUCAUUACAAUUGCAUUCAUCUAUUUAUUGGUAUACACUGUGAGAACAGCAUCCCAACAGAUACGACUAGUUGGAGGAUCUGUACCACACGAAGGAAGAGUUGAAGUGUUCCAUAAUGGUAUAUGGGGCACAGUCUGUGAUGAUGGUUGGGACGAUAUAGAUGCGUCCGUUGUUUGUCGACAACUUGGAUUUAGCCCAACCGGGGCGGUUGCUCUCCCAGAUGCCAGUUUUGGACGAGGUACUGGUCAAAUUUGGUUAGCUGCUGUUAAUUGUCAAGCAUCUAACAUGGCACUAGCUGAAUGUUCUCAUAGUGGUUGGGGAAACGAAGAUUGUGGUCAUGGAGAAGACGCGUCGGUGAUUUGCCAAGUUGUAACUUUGGUAGGAGGAUCCAAUUCUAUGGAAGGACGAGUGAUGGUAUGGCACAACGGCUCAUUUGGAAGAGUUUGUCCUGAUGGUUUUGGACAGAAAGAAGCUCAUGUAGUGUGUCGUCAAUUAGGAUUUAACAACAAUGAAGGCGUUGAUCCUGAUAUUAAUGUUGAUUUUGGUAAAGGGUCAAGUCCCAUUCUGGUGUCGAAUAUUAAUUGUAAAGGAAAUGAGUCAUCUUUAUCCAACUGCAAACAUCCAGAUUUUAGAAUCGGAGAAUGCAGUGGUGCACCUGAUGCCUCGGUCGUUUGUAAAUUUGUUCCGUUGCGACUAGUAAAUGGAUCAGGAUCACACGAAGGAAGAGUUGAGGUGUUUGAUAGAAGAAAAUGGAAAACAGUUUGUGACGUGUGGUGGGACGAUAAAGAAGCAUCUGUUGUUUGUAGACAACUAGGAUAUAGUGGGACAGGAGCAAUAAGUAAAGGCCGCGCCUACUUUGGAGAGGGACGUGGGAAUAUAGUAAUCGGGUUAGGCUGUAAUGGACGUGAAGAGUAUUUAACUGACUGUAAAUAUAGUUCUGUUGGCGGGUGUUCUCAUACUAGAGACGUGUCUGUAAUUUGUAAUGAUGUUACAUUGAUAGGAGGCUCCAAUGCUAUGGAAGGACGAGUGAUGGUAUGGCACAACGGUUCAUUUAAAGGAGUUUGCCGUGAUGGUUUUGGACAAGAAGAAGCUCGUGUAGCGUGCCGUAAUUUAGGAUUUAACAAUGAUGGUGGUGAUCCUGAUAUUAAUGUUGAUUUUGGUAAAGGGUCAGGCCCUGUUCUGGUAUCUAAUAUUAAUUGUAAAGGAAAUGAGUUAUCUCUAAGUGCUUGCAAACAUCCAGCAUUUAGAUUCGGAGAAUGCGGUUGCACACCGGACUUCUCGGUCGUAUGUAAAUUUGUUCCGUUGAGACUAGUAAAUGGAUCAGGACCACAUGAAGGAAGAGUUGAGGUGUUUGAUAAAAGAGAAUGGAAAACAGUUUGUGAUUAUGGAUGGGACGAUAAAGAAGCAUCUGUUGUUUGUAGACAACUAGGAUAUAAUGGGACAGGAGCAAUAAGUAAACGCCGCGCCUACUUUGGAGAGGGACGUGGGAAUAAAGUAACCUGGGUACGAUGUAAUGGACGUGAAGAGUAUUUUACUGACUGU